AUGCAGCGAGGGAUGUGCUUCCAGUACUGGCGGAACGGGAUCUGCAGCUUCAAAGAGAAAUGCACAUACCGCCACGUGUACCAUGCCAAGGCGAGUGAAGGAGGGACGGAAGAGCAAGGUGCGAAGCCUGCGGUGGAUGAGAUGGAAGUGGAGGAUUCAGAGAAAAGUAUCAGCGAUGGGCUGGCGGGUUGUCGAACGUCAAAGACACAGAGGGAAGAGAGCGAGCAGAACAAGAAGGAAGUGGGAGGGACUGCGAGGGCACAACGUGUGUCUGAUGCGUCUGAAAUCAAGAGCUUCUCCCCUCGCGAGGCAGGAGCUGCAGGAAGGAAUGGGAACAUCAUAGAAGCAUCAGGGACAUCAGGCCGAGGGCUGGCAGGAGAACAAGACCCAUCAGUUGCUGUGGGUGAGCAGGUAGCGAUACAACGUAGCAGUGCAGACAUGAUGGAAGAUGAGGAUGAACUCUUCGGGCUGAUGAAGGUGGGUCGCGAUGACGAGCGGAAGGUGUGGGUCAAGGCUAUCCUCGAGGCAGUACUCACAUGGACGUUCCUCUCGUUGCCGGAGGCCCGCCAAGUGACGCGGAGCAUUAUCGAGAUUCUCUUGCUCUGUGGGCCCAGGGAGCUCAAGGGGAAGGAGUUGCUAGGGCUCAGCCAACUGAGACAGAACAAGGUUGAAUGUUCGAGCCCCACAAGCUCCUCAUCGCGCAAGAUAAAGUUCCUCUUCAUCGCAGAAAUCGACUGCUCCUCCUGCAGCAACGAGACUUGCUCGCUGCUGCUUCGGGAUCGCUCGGGUUGUUUCAAUGUCCUCUUCGAGGAAUCAACUGUCAUCACUCCAAUGCUCGGGAAACUCCUUCUCGGCAUUUCUUUCAACACUUUUGGAGGAUCAGAAGACUCUGUGAAGCAGUCAUGCUUCAUCGAACUGAAAGGUGACUCUCUGUUAGAUGCGCGAGUGGUCGGGAGAUCGACAGUCUCCUCCACCUACGCAGAUGUUUCUCUUGCUCCUCCUGCUGGUCUGCGGCCUCCUGCACUCUCUCCUUCUCACGCAACCGCAGACUCUGUCAGAGAAUUUCAGCAGAGGCAGAGGAGGGAGGGGAACGUACAGGGGGUGGUCGCCUCUAAGAGCCCCAUCUUCGCUUGCGACUCAGCGGCUGACGCAUUUUUCUUCGUCGAGCUUGCGGAGGACGAACGAAGGGGCGGCAAGGGGAGGAAUCUUCAAGGUUCGGAAGGUGGGGAUGGAAGUCGAGGAGCCGGGGGGAGCAGAAAGUUCAGCUCAAGCCUGCUGAUCAUCUUCAAAGGCAGCAAGCAUGUCCGGUGGUUUCCUCUGCUACAGACAGGCAGGAGGUACAUCAUCUCCAACCUCCGACUCUCUCGCCUAGAGAAGGGAACCCCGUCCGAGCUUCGGUUGCUACGCGCCAUGCAGGAGGAGGAACCAAGCAGGGAGGGAGCAAGGAGUGGUCAGAGUGAGAGCACACGUGUGUGGGAGGUUCUCUCCUCCCCUCCCCUUGCCGCUGCCACCACCAUCUCUCAGCCCAAGUCUCUGCAAAGUAUGGGGGAGGAGGAGGAGGAGGAGGAGGAGGAAGGAGCCUCGAGGAGGGGCGGGGUGGUGGAGUAUGAGGGGGUCCUGACAGGCGUGAGAGAGGAAGGGAUCCUCGUGCUAGACUCUCGCUGCUUCGUCUUCGCCCUCGCUCUCCCCCCCUCUUCUUUCGCUCUCCUCAGACUCGGCGCGAGGCUCCGCGUCGUCCACGUCCUCCCAGUCAUCACUAACGGCAGCAAAAUCGCCCUCGCAUGCUUCUCAUUCUCCUCCUUAGAGCUCGUCUCCUUCUCUCUCUCCUCUUCCCCCCCUCCUUCUCUUCCCCUGCUCAACCCCCUCUCUCUGCUCAGCCCCCUUUACCGCAGUCUGUCGCCAUGCCGCUUCUGUCGGACCCUCCCAAGUCUCCUGCAGCUUAUCCGCAAGUUUCGGAGCAGGAGGAGGCGGCGAGAGGAGAAGGAGGCGCAAGGCAGUGUGGGUGGGAGGAGGAUGGACUUGGUCUUCCUCCUCCUGUGCGGGGCGUUACGGCAGCCUGCCUUCAUGGGGGAGCUCAGAGAUGCGGAGCGAGAGGUGAAGGCCCAGGGAGGGAGGCAGAGUCAGUACCUGGCGUUUGCCAGAAGCCGCCGAGUGGAGUGCGAGGGAAGGGAAGCGAGGGAGGAAGAAGCCACUGAGCUCUACCCCUCCUGCAAGCAGCUCAAGAGAGACCAGGUUGGCGGUAGGAAGAACAAUGAAAAGCGAGGAGGAUCAGGACCCGCUACUGUCUCUCUGUGGGGCCAGGAGACGGGGCUGGAUGAAACCGACCUCGUUCACCUCUCGCUUCCCAGCUCCUACCCGCUGCUACCCAGCUUCCAGCUCGGUGACCUUGUGGCCCUUCGCUGCUUCCAGCUGAGCUUGUGUGGUUGCCCUCGCACUUGGACCCGUCGGGACGGCGCGGACAGAGGCUACGAUUUGGAGUUCGUGAGUUUUACAGCAGAGGAGGAGGAGGAGGAGGAGGAGGAGGAGGUGAGGGGGAGCAACCAGUGGCAUGGGGAGCAUAGGAGGAUUGAGGCGACGGAAAAGUCGCAGAGGGCCAUCGUGCUGCUACGACGAUCUACUGUGAAAUCAGUGGAGGGUGAGGAGGAGCUGACGAUAUUCGUCACGCGGAUUCCUGGGUCCGUCUACAGGCUCAAGGUCGUCUACUCCAGCAGGACGGAGGAGAAGUGGCAGGUCACCAUCGCCGUCAGCUCUGUGCUCUCGGCCUGCAAGCUGGAGGAGGAGGAGGAGGACUCGCCCUGCCGCGCCUUCCUCGACCUCUGCCGCCUCCGAUGGCAGGAGCUCUACCCCAUCCGCAGCGUUGCUGACCUCGUGGCUGUCGGCGAGGAACUUCCAGUCCGUUACGCUUCUCUGCGGGUUCUCCUGGUUGACAGGAGCUGGAGAUUAAAGCACACCUCCUCCGCUGCUACCGUCCUCCUCCUCCGGGCUGUCGAUCCAGGGGCCCCGGUGGCGGAGGAGGAAGGAGGAAGGAGGGAGGAGGGAGGCCGCGGUCACCGAGGGCUGCUCGGCCACGUGGAUGUCUACCUGGAUACUUCUCAGUUCUUCGCUCCUCCUGGCCUCCUGCCCGGGGCGAUGGUUCUCUUUCAUCACGUCUCGAUCGAGCGGAGGAGCGGAGGGCAGGUUGCCGCUGCUCGCGCGCUCCCUGCGCUGACUCGUGCAGCUCUCGUUGAUACUUAUUGGACGACGCCAAGAGUGCUGGGGGUGCUGGGGACAGUCGUAGUAGUGAAGAGGAUUGCGAUCGAGGCUGCAUGUCGCUGGUGUGGAACCGCGGAGUGUCUGGUGGACGAUGGAACGGGUCGAGCUUGGAUGCUGCUGGAGGGACGCGAGUUGCGGAUCAUUGGCAUCGCAAGUGAACUGGGAAGAGUGAUCUACGAGCAUGGCGUUGCUGCAGAAGCUCUUUCAAACCUCCUCUUCAUGGGCGAUGGAGAGCUGAAGGCCUCGGCAACCCAUCUCCUUGCCACCCUUGUGAUCAGGAGUUCCUCUUCGGGCGACUUGAACGAGCUUGAGUUUGUGUGCGAGUUUAUCCCAAGAAAGAGAGCUGCUGCGCCCCAGCUCAAGGAGACUGUGCUUGGAGUUCACCACGCUCAGCGCUUUUCCAUCAGCCUCUCUCCUCCCGUCCAGCUCUCCGUCCUCGAGAUUCACCGCAGAGACUUGACCAGUCUGGCCUACUCGCUUCUCCUUGCCUUGCCUACCAGUGGCAACCGGCCGCUUCCCUCGACAGGUUCGGGUCUGCCGAGGCGUCAGGCUGAGGGGGGCCCAGCACAAGCCCACCUGAAGCCUCCAUGA
Molecule: messenger RNA, 3843 nt
Organism: Guillardia theta CCMP2712
Lineage: Eukaryota; Cryptophyceae; Pyrenomonadales; Geminigeraceae
Exons: 24
Coding region: 1-3843 (1280 amino acids)
Biological process (GO): telomere maintenance via telomere lengthening; positive regulation of DNA replication
Cellular component (GO): CST complex
Molecular function (GO): telomeric repeat DNA binding; single-stranded DNA binding; metal ion binding
Source: RefSeq, a predicted model, not a curated record